AUGGCGGAUUGUCAGCCGCGACGCCAGAGCCCGUGGGCCCCGAGGAAAAGCGAGGCCAGGGCCAUCUGCAUCGUGCAGUGCAGUGCAGUGCGGGCGGCGCGGCAGCAGCAAGCAGCAGCAGCAGCAGCAGCAGCAGCUAAACCCGGGAUGCCUCGAGCCCCUGGAAGGCUGGACGAGGCGGAUGCAUCCCCCGCUGGUGAGAUGCGGUGCAUGAAUUUGCCUCGCUUCGCUUCUUGA
This is a messenger RNA of Ustilaginoidea virens, 237 nucleotides long. RefSeq lists its product as uncharacterized. The record is from RefSeq and is a predicted model, not a curated record. Bases 1 to 237 code for a protein of 78 amino acids. The transcript has a single exon. NCBI's taxonomy places the organism in Eukaryota, Fungi, Ascomycota, Sordariomycetes, Hypocreales, Clavicipitaceae.